AUGAAACAUUCCCCCGAGCUUGACCCGCUUGCGAGCUGCAUUCCGUGGGACCCGUCCAGCUCAAAGGGUCUAAUACACUGCUCGAUCCUCAUCGAUACGCGGUGCGCCCUCUCGACGUUGUAUCUAGGCGCCAGUCUUCAGACCCCGUGGCCACACGGUAUACGUCCACUGAACCAAGCUGCGCGUGCACGAUCCUUCGGAGACGUCGUCUCCCUCGCCCAGUGCGCCUCCGACAUCCUGCGCGCCUCGAUGGGCGAUCCGACCCUCAGCUUCAUCGCCGAGACCGCAGGGGGGCGGGCGGCGCUGCGGGAGGGGCUUUUGCAGAUGCGAGAGCGCGACGCAACCGCAAGAGCCUUAUCACAAGAGCUCGCCUGGAGCGGCGCGGCCCGGCCGUCGCUCGAGGUAGCGCAUCACCGCGUCCGUGCAGCGCGCCCCCCGCCGGCCGUCGAUCGCCCGUUGCGUGUCACCCAAGGCGCCGGCGAUUUGUGCGCGAUGCCUUGGCCUAGCAUGCCGCAGGGCGAAUGA
Heterobasidion irregulare TC 32-1 is the source of this 525-nucleotide messenger RNA. RefSeq lists its product as uncharacterized. The transcript has 3 exons. Lineage: Eukaryota; Fungi; Basidiomycota; Agaricomycetes; Russulales; Bondarzewiaceae. Bases 1 to 525 code for a protein of 174 amino acids. The record is from RefSeq and is a predicted model, not a curated record.